AUGUCGAGAAUUUCCGAUAGAUACGGCUCCGAAGUCCAGAAGCUCUCAGCUGAGACCCCUAUUGAGGAUAUCAUUUACCUUUUGAAGCGCGAUGGCGGUGUAUUUGUUAAGGGGCUUGUGGCCGUUGAGGACGUCGACCAAUCUUACGAAGAGUGUCGUGAGCGCCUCGAAAGCGACGUUGAGUGGAAUGGGUCAUUCUUUCCAAGCUACUAG
This is a messenger RNA of Colletotrichum chrysophilum, 213 nucleotides long. RefSeq lists its product as uncharacterized. The record is from RefSeq and is a predicted model, not a curated record. The transcript is spliced from 2 exons. The coding region runs from base 1 to 213 and encodes 70 amino acids. Lineage: Eukaryota; Fungi; Ascomycota; Sordariomycetes; Glomerellales; Glomerellaceae.